Molecule: messenger RNA, 1620 nt
Organism: Scomber scombrus (Atlantic mackerel)
Lineage: Eukaryota; Metazoa; Chordata; Actinopteri; Scombriformes; Scombridae
Exons: 13
Coding region: 164-1387 (407 amino acids)
Molecular function (GO): oxidoreductase activity, acting on metal ions
Source: RefSeq, a predicted model, not a curated record
CUAGCACACAUUGCAUGGCCUGGAAGGAGGAUCCGAGGUUUCUUCUAUUUGUCUUCAAGAUACUUUUCUUUGCUUUUACUUAGAUUCUAAAAUUGUUGUGUGAUAUCUUAAUUCCUGGUUUCAUUGUCUUGGGUGCUGGGUGAUCCAAAUACUUUAUUUCAAGAUGUGGAUGUGGAUUCUGAUUGGCCUUAACAUCAUCACAAAGGCUAAUGGCUAUUCACAUGGGAACGUCCCCACGGCAUGUGAAACAAUGGAGCCAAAGCAUGACAGCAGAGGUGGAUUAGCCUAUCGUCCUCAGACCACUCCUCCUCCUUUUGAGGUUCGCUGCGAGCGUGGCGAAAAUGGAGAGCCCAUUACAGUUAUCCUCCAGAGCAAAGACAACACUAAGUUCAGGGGAUUUAUGUUGGAGGCUCGAGCGCAAGACAAGGUAGACGAUGGCAGUCCUGUCGGAAAAUUUAUUUUGGCUGAUAGUAGCGUUCGGCUCCUGGAAUGCAAUGGUUCAGCAGACUCAGCUGUUACUCAAAAAAACAAUCAAGCCAAGAGUUCGAUCCGAGUUUACUGGAGUGCAGAGGGAGAAGACCUAGACAUCACUUUCAGGGCCACAUUUGUUUAUGAUUAUGAGACGUUCUGGGAACGAGUAGACAUCAAUUCAUCAACGCCAAGCACUACAACAAGUACCACAAUGCCAACUCCUACAGAGCCAAGCACUACAACAAGUACCACAAUGCCAACUCCUAAAAAUUCAAGCUUAAAUAGCCUAUACUUGCUUGAAGCUUCUUCUCUGAAUGUCGGCUGCCGUUCUUUGAAAAUGAUCCAUAUAUUCAUAGUCAUAGUCUUUUCUCAAUGUCUAAGUAAGGUGUUAAAAAUACUAUGCUGUGUGCUUUUCACAAUGAUUGAAAUACCAGCCUUGGUCUUGUUUUCUCUGGGGGAUUCUAUUUAUCGUGUCACUCUUGUUAUUCUUGUAUGUGUGAUUAUAGUGAUGAAUCUCAUACAGCUGGUAAUUGCCUGUCUGCAACUCAAACCAAGUCAUGAACUAAACCAGAUACUUGACGUUACUUUCAAAGUGUGUUGGGUCAUCAGUGAGAUUGCUACAUCUGCUGUCAUCAUUAUUUCUGUUUUGGAGAGAGAGGACCACAGCCUUGCGUCUUGGCCUGUGAUCGUAAUGAUUUUUUACACAUUGUGGAUUUAUCUGUUUAUAAUCUGGAUUUUCAUACCCAAGACUCUCAUAAACAAAGAGGGCUCAAACUAUCGUAAGGGAGGCAGACAAGGAAAAGAGGAGAAGCUAUGUCAAGCCAGAGUGAUUGUGCCAUUGACCUUCAUCUUUGGAACAGUGUUUUUUGCUGUAACUCUCAUUUUUGGGAUAUUGUACAAGCCUGUACAAGCCUAAUUUCGUAUACAAAAUUGGGCUUGUACAGUGUAGCCAGUGUAGCCAGGUUUGCUGUUACUUUGUAUGCAUGUGUUUAACAGUUGUUCUUCAUGUCACAAAAAUGUUUGUCAUUCAUAAAUUCAGUUUAAUCAGAAAUAGUAGCUUUUAUUUGAAAGUGUGCUGUAUAUGUAAAAUUGUACUUCCGCUGUACCUCAUGAGCUGUAAAUACUGUUGAUUCCAUUGUUGAAAUAACA